Molecule: messenger RNA, 8416 nt
Organism: Durusdinium trenchii
Lineage: Eukaryota; Dinophyceae; Suessiales; Symbiodiniaceae
Source: the annotation of a GenBank genome assembly
AGCAACAGCUUGUGGCUCAUUCUAUCAUUCUUUGGCAGAAUCGGCCUUUCCUACUCACCGAUGCGUGCCUUCGGGCAUUCUUUCUUUGUCACCGCCACUCUAUGGUGCUGUGCCUUCACCUCGGAGCUAGAACCAGAGUGUGACGAGCCGGUCGUAGCGACCGGCGCCGCCUUACUUCAGUCCAGAAGACAGAAGAUCGAUCUGGCAGAAUACCGGUUUGAUGUGACGGAGCCUCGGUAUGAAGGCUCCUCCAACCACUCGGACUUGGCCAAGCACUGCCUGGCGCGCAGUGCGGCUCGGACGGGGAAUGUGCCGCCACCGGCGUUGGCGGCCAAAAUCCAGAGCCAGAUGUUCACGAAGACAACGACCUUUACCAAUUCCAGUUGCUCCGGUAUUACCUUGGUGAACUUCGUGGUGAACUCGUCGAGCUCCAGCUGCUGUCCCGCAGACUCCUUGUCAUGUGGAGGCUGUGCGAGCUAUGCCUCCGGAAAGUGUCAGAAGUGCCUGGAUGGCUAUGGCAUGGAGGAUGGGGUCUGUGUGGCAUGCAUUGGCACCGCAGGGUGGACCAAUGAGCUUGGUGCCACCUGUGAUGCCAUCGAUGAGACCGGAUGCAAUGACCGACCAGUGAACGGCCAAAGCAGCAACCAAGCUUGCUGUCUUUGUAAGGGGGGCCACAAAAGCCCAACGCCUUUCAAAUACCCGGACACCCGCUUUGUGGUGGGUGCUGCCGUGGAUUUGGCACCCACACCUCGCACUGCCAAGAGGUAUUCCUUGAAUGCUGAUUGUGGCUUUGCUGCCCACAACCUCACCAUGGAUGGAGAGACCGGAAAGAUCCACUACAUUGCCUCCCGUGAUAAGCCCACGAAGCCAUUCUCAAUCCAAUGCGAAGUCACCGCUCAUCAGGGUGUCGGACUAGUGCAGACGUCGAAGGUUUCUGUUGCGGUGGACUUCCUGACCUACGGGACCAGUGCUUUGAUCUUCUCUCCCACCGUGCAGUCCUUCAGUUUGACCACCUCCGGUGGAGAAUGGAAGGAUUACAGCAUGGUCUGCGCACCCGAGGCUCCGUGGCUCAGCAUCUCCAACUCAGGCCAUCUGAGUGCUUCCUCCGGCAGCAGGGGCGCGAUCACGGAGGCCGAGAGCGGCGAUGGAGACUACGUGGGGAUGGAUGGGGCUGUCUGCGUGGUCUCCGGAUACCAGAAGGAAGGCGGCCAGUUUUUGAAGAGGAGCUCCACCUUUGUGGCUGUGCAGCCGAAGCCUUGGCCAGGCCUUUCCUAUGAGAGCAACUACCUGGAGGUCGUGGUGGGUGAAGAAGUGAAGCCACUGAAGCCCCGAAUCCCCUUGGGAUACGAGGAGAGCGUGGGUGGCCUACGCCCUUCAUCCUUCCAGGUGUCCUGCAUCGUCGAUGGUGACUGGGCGGGGGACGGCCGGCCUGCGCCGAACUGGUCCUUUGACAGCAUUUGGGGCGUGGGGUUGCUUGGCUCGCAUGAGAUCUUGGAGGUUCAACCAGAUGGCACCAUUUCUAUUGCGCCAGGUGAGUCUAUGGCCAAGCUGUUUGACGAGGUCUUGGCCGACAACUUGCAACGGAAGUCGGUGUUGCUGAGCUGUGGCGUGUGGGGCAGUUUCCCUGGCUCAGACUUCCCAGCACUUCAUACUCCUCUCAUGAUCCGAAUCAAGGACAGCGUGUGCUGGAUCUCGGAGAGCUUCAAAGGCUCAGUGGUCUCCGAGACGCAGGUCUUGCAAGAGUCCCAGUGCCGGAACACCUGUCGCAUGUCCAAGAAGUGCUCCCACUUCACCUGGGGCGAGGACAAGUGCAAGCACUACCGCAUUGAGAAUGAGGGUGGUAUUGAUGUCACGGCAUAUGCCAAAGUCACGGGCUGUGCAGAUCUCAAUACCUGCUUGCGGCUGAAGCAUCCCAAGUGGGUCCUUGCUGGUGACUACUGUCCGGUGGCCUUCCGUCAGGCUGAGCCUGACACCAUCUCUGGAGCGGUGCGUGCUAUACAGGCACCCUAUGUGAAGGGGGACUUCCAGAAGCAAGGUAGCUAUAUGGAGCAAACGAAGGGAACCUGCUACUCGGCGACCCAAGACUGCGGCGUUAUGGAGUUUCCGCUGACUUGCUUGGUUGAGACGAAGGUGAAGUUCCAAGCCGAGAUCAUUGCGCCGGAUGGCAACCAGGAUUCCUUCUGGGCAAAGAUCAAGGGCGUGGGCUCCAAAAGUGUGUGGCACACGGGGACCACCUCCGACUGGGACUGGAGCCCUUCGCAGUCGCCGGAGCUCACCGCACCGGCGGGUGCCAGCGUGGUGCAGUUUUAUGGACGGGAGAAGCUGAAAGUGAAGACCUUCAAGAUCGUCAAGGGCUUGGACAGCUGCAAGUUUACAAUUUUUCCGGAUUUCACCCGCAACGUGGUGUACCGAAAGCAGAGCUCCAUCGAAGAGGAAGUCAUGUACUUGACCGCAGCGAAGGGAGCCUCCAGUUGCGCCAAUGGGAAUUGGUUGGUGACCCGCGCGGACAAGAGCGACUUUGUGGAUGAGCAGUUGGGCUACUUUGAACUCAAAGGGGCUGAGGAACUUUGCUUAGACCCUGGUCUCCCAAGCAAGAAGGGUGAUGUGCACCUGGACUAUGCGACCUUGGCAUGUGGACGGCCUUUGUUCCCAGAAACGGAGGAGGAGCAGCUCCAACCCUUGAUCUUCGAUGACCCCAGCACCACCCAGCCAGAUGACUUCUGGUUGCACCCCUGUGACUGCUUGCCGAUGGGUUGGGGCAGCGCUUGGCCAGCAGAUGCCAUGAGCUUGGAGAAUCUCCCCCCGGCCAGCAAUGGAGCCUUCGUGCCACCGCCCUUCCUCAUCGUCUCAGGCCAGUUCGCCUGCCCUUCUCGCCAGCUUCUGAAGGGUGCUGCGGGCAUCCACUUUGAGUCGGAAGCUGAAUCCAUGGAACCCUCUGACUGCGAGGAGCGAUGCAAAGACUUCAAGACGUGUACCUUCUACUGGACGGGAACCUCGCAUGGUGCAACCACCUGUCGACUCUAUGAAGGAUGUGACAGCUUGGUCCGUGAGUUCGGCAUGGAAGGCGAUCUCUAUGCCUUGCCCCACAAUGCGAGCUGUCAGGUCGCGAACCCUGAGGGCUGCUGGAAGACGAGCCUUCGGAAGCAGUUCUUGACACAGAAGGAGGGCGUCUCACCGUCCUACACACGUGGUGCUGUGGUGAUGAAUGUGGGAGGUCUUCGUUCAUGGACGGGCAACUCCACCGGAACCAAAAGCCGAGAUGUGACCUACAUCGAGCCCUUUGGCAAUAUGUCCACCAUCAAGCUCCUUGGCUGGUCCUAUUUGCAGAGCGGCAUGGGCUUUGUCCGUGAUGUGCCGGGCAUUUCCACGGCGGUGGUGGAAGGCUUGAAUCCCAACAAGGACUACAAAUACUCCAUCAAGCAGCUGACCAACACCAACAGCAUCAACAACAAGGUCACGGUGAACCAUGGCAGUCAACAGACCCUAACUCAAUUCUCUCGCCGCCGUGGCUACAACAAGGAAGGCACUGUCGCAGCCACUCCACGCGGUGAGUUGGUCUUCGACUUUGAAGCACCGAAUUACCCUUUGAACGUCCACGACCGGACUUCGGGCACUUCCAGUGGCACGGCCUCCGAAAGUUGUCGUCGAAGGUACAAGGUCACGGGCUGCACGUGCUACGCGGAGAGCGGUUUGUGCACCGGAUCCAAGGUCGAUGGUGCCAACUGCUAUGCCUACGGCACCAUGGAUGUUCAUGGCGCGACGGGGAAGUCCAUUUCGGUGCGUGCCAAGGUCCGCUGCAUGGAGCUCCCCUUUGCCAACAGCUACUCCGUGCAGACGAGCAGUGGACCCAGCUUCAGCUUUCUGGAGAGCUUCAAUGACACGGAUGAAGGAGAUCGUGAGGUGAGCUUGGAUGCUGUGGGCAAGGCUCGUGAUGAGGAUGAUGAAUCAGAAGAGAAUCUCCUUGAGUCGGCAGAAGAGACUGAGGAUGUGGACGAAGAGUCCGAAGAUACAGCAGAUGCGCAGGAGGAUGAAGAUGAAGAGGGCGUCAAGGACUUUGAGACUGGAGAGCAAGAAUCUGAGGAUGGAAACAUGCAUGUGGACAUCCAGGAUCACUCCAUGUCGCUCUUGGAAGAAGGCGAGUCAUCGGCCUCCGACUCUCAAGGUUGGCGCCGGCGCCGGCGUCGUCGCCGCAGAAGACGCACCCGCCGCAGACGCUCCCGCCGCAGACGCUCUCGUCGUAGACGCUCUCGACGUAGACGCACCUUGCCCACCUCCGUGUCAUCAACAUGUCCUUCAGGAGAAGAAGUGCUGUCCUGCAAUUGCUAUCCGGACUCCUUCACCGAGAAGGCACACGUUUGGACCGUGACCCAUCAUUGCAAGGAGGUUUGGAAGAGCGGCAGAUCCUGCCAUGCGAAAGGUGGCUACGCGCAGGCGGUGUGUGCGAAGCUUCCAGCACCCGCCACACGGAAUUGGCAGGAAAAGGCGGCCUCGGGAAGGUAUUGGACCAACAAGGAUGAGGGACCUACGGCCACAUGCCCCAGCGAUCGCACCCUGUUGGGCUGCUGGUGUAAGAGUACCAGCCACCGAGGAGACAAUUGUGCACGAGUCUGGGCAGAUGGAAAUUCCUGCCGAGCACGGGCCAAUGGCGUUCGAGCACACACCAGCCAUGUGGAUAUCCACGUCACAGCAAACUGUGCAACGAUGAAAACAUCUUUGAUGAUCUUAAGUGAGCUGAAGAUCGAGCUGCAACAACCAGCCAGUUUGGCAGAGACGCCAGUGGUUGAAGCUCGCGCCAUUGGCCACCUGGCUCCCUUGUCCUUCGAGUACAUGCAUUUGCACCAGCAAUGUGAUUCUCUCUUGCUCAUGGGUGGCAUUGGCGUGGAGCAUUGCUCACGGCCCAACUACCGAAAACCCAACUAUCACCCGUGGCAGCAGAAGAAGGUGCUGCCCAUGAGCUUUGUGCAUGGCUCGGAGUUGAAGGUGGGUUGCUGGAAGGAGCGCUUCGAAUCCUUCCGCUCCAAGACGAAGGUGACCCGAGAGACCUUGCACUGCGUGAACGGAGAUUGGUUCAACUCGGUGCAGAGCCCGGAGAUGGGUGCCUUCAGUUGCGAGCCGUGCGUGCUUGUGGGCGGUGGUGGAUACAGCAAGUAUGCCAAGCGAAAUGAGCAGGAGCUUUACUUCUUCAGUCGCAUGGCCGUCCGUGUCUACACGGAGCUGGGCUCGGUGGUGGAGACGUCCGCGGCGGCGCACAAGUUCUGCCUGAAGAAGCACAAGACCUUGGCGCAUUCAAUGAUGUUGGAAAACGAGCAGGAAUGCCCUGAGAUUUUGGCAAUCCAACUUUCUACAUCGUCGGAGGUUCAGGAGCGCAUGAUGCUUCUCCUUGACCAAGGUGCUCCGGACAACAACCAAUGCCUGGAGGCCGUGGUCGCUUCGGAUGGCGUCUCACCUUUCGUGGCUCAUAAGACGUGCAAUCCGGACAAUGUGCGGCAGGAGAUUUCUCCCAUGGCCAUCCCGGAAAUCAUGUGGGAGAUGCACUCCGAUGCAGAUCGCAACAGCGGAGAGGAUCUGCACAGCGCCUUUAGCUCCUAUUGUGGUGCCCAUGGAGCACUGAGCAGUUUGUCCUUCGGGCAGAUCUUUGGUGGAGAUAUCGGUGGAACCAAAUCCAACUGUCACUUCGCUCCGGUGAUCAAGUUCGGAAAGUUUGUAGACAGUACCAUCACCUAUGACAAGACCAGCACAAACUGGCCAGACUGGAACACUUUGUUGGCAGAUUCACCCAUCCUUUGUGCGGAUGGUGAAGCUUUGACUGGAUUCAAGCAUCAGCCUGCCAGCAACAAGUUCAGGUAUGAGUGCAGCCGCAUAGGUGGUCUGGGAGCCAAGUAUGAGUACUUCAGUGCACAGGUAGAGGUGAAAGCCUUUGAUGCCAACCGGGCCAACUUCAUCGAAUCCUUGAAGAUGAUCACCGUGGAUUGCGGAAUGAACGGCCUCCUGAGUGGCUUCCACUUCGAAUUCUCGGAGGGCGGUCGAUGGGCGCGCUCCAAGUACACUUGCUCCAAGGCCGGUGGUGCCCCAGUGGUGAUGGAGCCUUCGACCAUGAUCGAGGCGUUGAUCCAAGAUACCGAGGGAGUCUUCUGCCCGAAGACCUUGGACGUGGACACGGGCCGUUACGAGUAUGAGAACAUCAUCACGGGCGACAAGCUGAACUUCCAAUCGAACGGCGCCUGGUGCGUGGCCUCUGAUUGCUCUGCGGCUGUGGGAGGGGCCACUCCGGUGGGUGUGGUGAUGACCACGCAUGAGGUGCUCAAUGUCACGGACUUCGACGGACACUUCGAAGCGAAGGGCGUCCCGAAGUUGGAAGGUGACAGUGCCAAAGACUUAGCCAAGCGGCUCAAAGCCCUGAAGCCGCCCAAGCGCCCAGCACAGCCGCCGAAGCCCAGCUUACAAGUUUACAAGGCAGAGAUGCCUCAAUAUGCAGAAGAAUGUCUCAACUACCAGGACCUCUGGAAGAAGAUUGUUGAGACCCAUGUGAACGAAGAGAAGGAAGAGGUGACUGAAGAGGCCAAGCUGGAAGCGGAUCCCGGCACUGAGGGGCAGGAGUUACUCGACUACCAUCCUUGCCAGGUGGCGAACGAUGCCGGCGGCAUCUUUGGCCGCAUAGCCGGACAGAGCGGCCAACUGGCACCUGAAAACAUGCUCUACAGCGACUGGAACGAUUGCAUGCAGGGCGACAUCAAUCGAGACUUAGUGGCCGCCAAGACUGCCUACGGGGAAGCCGCUUAUGACUUGGUUGCCAGCGCCAUCCAGGAAGGCAUCAAGCUGGUCUGUGCUAUGCCACCGGACGCGGAGAUCGCGCCUUUGGGAGCCGGUGUGGAAGUGGAGCCGGACAGCAUUUGUGACCAGGUCACGGACUUUGUGCGGGCCAUGAUUGACCUGCCCGUUGGUUUCUCAUUUGCCAGCUUCGAUCUCAAGCUGGAAGAGGAAGGCUUCAAUGCCUGCAACCCACUCCAAGUGGGUUUCGCACGGGUCUUUUGUGAUAUUCAUUGCGUCCGGGAUGCCGUGAUCCGUGGAGACCGAAGCAUCUUGAAGAACCUGGAGAAGGCCACAAAGAUUUCCAACGACAACAUGAAAAAGAUGGUGGAUUGGUCCACCGAGGCGAACAGGGCCGAAACGGAAUACUUGGACAAGAAGAUUGACCAUUCCUUGAAAGUGAACACCAUCUACCUGGAGCACAUCUCAAAGAACACUGAGCCGAUUCUCAUCAAGAACACCGCAGCAGCCACCAAGGCAAUGCUGGACGAGCUCCAAGGGUAUGCUGAGGCCUCAUCCUUCAGCACUGUGAGUCGCCGUGGCACGCAAGAUGCGUUGCAGAGCUUCCUCGUGAGUGCGCAGCAACUUGAGGACACCAACAAGACGUCCCGCUUGAGCCAAGUGCAAGGCUUUCAACGCCAGGUGGAGCUGCUCCAUGAGUCGUUGAAGAUGAACAGCGGCACCUUGAACCGAGCGCAGGUGGUCGGGCGACAGAUCCGCAGCGAAGUGCAGAAGCUGCAGAAGCGCUUCGCCGAGCAGGAACGUGCCUUGAGCAUCUACCGCACUCACAGCAGCUCUGCACAGAAGACGGCCAAGCAGUGGAAACAGGAGGUUCGAGAGGCUAGCAGGUCCCUGGUGAGCUUGGAUCACCUGUGGUGGCGACUUCGAAACCACCUGGACGGCUACCUGGACUCGGCCGAUGUGGAGAUCCGCCGAGUGCAAGCCUCCUUCUUGGCCUUGGAGAACUAUGAGAAUUGCAAGUCAGGCUUCGAGGAGUUGCUCAAGAGCUAUGCCUCCAGCAUGUCCAAGAUGAAGAAGAGCCAUCAGAAGCUAAAGAGCACUUGGCGUGAGGUGAGCAAUUUGAUGGGCGAGAUGGCCUCGAUCAUCCGCGACGGGGACCUCUUUGGUCACGUGAUGCGCGCCGAAGGCUGCGAGUCGCCUUUGGCGAAGCAGACCUUGGACCAGGCACGCUUCGCGGUGCAGGGCAUGGUCUUCCUGCUGCACCGCUUCCAGGCGUCCAGUUUGCCUUUCCCUGACACGACGACCUUGAAGCAGUCUGCGACACAGAUUCAGGAGUCUUACAAGACAGAACUGAUGAAGUGCAGGGCCAGGACGCCCACGCCGCCCACGCCGACGCCAGACGCCAAUGUCCUCAGUCUCAUCGAGUCGUGGAUCCGUUGAGCGUCGAUCUGCCGGAACUCCGAACGCGAAGCGUGAAGCGUGCUGCGAAGCACGCUGAGCCUGAACGUUCGGAGCCUUCUGUCGGCUUCGUAGCUUGCGUUACGUGAGCUCGGGCUGAGUGCACCUGAUUGGUGCAGGACUGUAAGGCAAGAAAAGGAGCAGUUCAUUUCAAGAUCCACCCAGCGAGAGGAAGUAGGAUACAACUCAA